AAAUUCUGAAAGUGGGGGGUUGAUCACAAUAUGGGAGACGCUCUACCUGUUCGGACAGCCAUUUCGUGAAACGAAAAGAACGCAUGUUUGAUGGUUCUUUAAGAACUAACUUGCAAGACAAUGGGUUACCCGGGAAUCGACACAGAGAGACCGGAACCUGACCUCCGCCCCACGGAGGUGAACUUUGUCUUACUGGGCAGAACGGGUGCUGGGAAAAGUGCGUCCGGAAACACCAUCCUGGGAAAAAAGGUGUUUGAGUCAAAAUUUGGUGCCAAAUCCAAAACAAAUGAAUGUAGGGAGGCCACGGCACUUGUUUCAGGAAGGCGGCUGACGGUGCUGGACACACCAGGCCUGUAUGACACAAGACACGGCAUGGAGAAAUUUGAAUCUGAAAUGCCAAAAGUGAAAGAAUUUUCACGCAAAGGCCAGUGUAUACUUCUGCUGGUGAUAGAGCUGGGUCGAUUCACAGAGGAAGAGGAGAAUUCCAUCAGGGACAUCCUUAAGUCUUUUCCACGUGAGCCCUUGAGUAAAUUCAUGAUCCUUUUCACAAAUGGGGAUAGGCUAGAAGGCCAACCUAUUGAGGAGUUCCUUGAAGAUGCGGACGAUAACCUGCAAAGGGUAUUGGACAGGUUUGGAAACAGGUAUCAUGUCUUCAACAACAAAUCCGACCCUGAUGACGGACAAGUUCUGCAGCUCUUGGAGAAAGCGGAUGACAUGCUGAUGGAAGACCAGCAGUCAAAAGAAUUCCCAAUUCCGAAUCUCGACGUUAUUAUCGAGGACUUCAUUCGUUUCCAAUGUAAGUAGGUAAGGUAGGCUGGAACAGUGUGUACAUAUGCUUACAUGUCAAGACACGUUACAAGCUCACUUGUGAUGGCUGGGCAAAAGCAUGUUUUUAACUAUAAAUCUCCUGAGAGUGUGACUGGUGAUCAGCCCUCUGGCGGUGUGUAUGUUAUUCACAAAGGCUUUUCUUUUCUUCAGCUCGUGAGGAGGAAGAUGACGAGACAACACCGGAGCCGCUCAGGCUCGUUCUGCUGGGCAAGGCCGG
Messenger RNA from Conger conger (European conger), 1045 nucleotides. Its product is annotated as GTPase IMAP family member 9-like. Gene Ontology annotation, molecular function: GTP binding. The coding region runs from base 121 to 804 and encodes 227 amino acids. The transcript is spliced from 2 exons. Lineage: Eukaryota; Metazoa; Chordata; Actinopteri; Anguilliformes; Congridae. The record is from RefSeq and is a predicted model, not a curated record.